Molecule: messenger RNA, 1164 nt
Organism: Vidua chalybeata
Lineage: Eukaryota; Metazoa; Chordata; Aves; Passeriformes; Viduidae
Product: maestro heat-like repeat-containing protein family member 9
Exons: 8
Coding region: 107-1123 (338 amino acids)
Cellular component (GO): cytoplasm
Source: RefSeq, a predicted model, not a curated record
AAGAGGUGGUGCGGUCAAGACUCUACAGGAGGAUGCAGCCGUGGACCGCACACAAGAGCAGGACCCCGCCCGUGGCCUCUUCCGCAGAACAGUGGAGGUGCCCGCCAUGGUGAGGUACAUCCACCAGUGGCUCAUGGACAAUCAGUUUGCUGAGCAGAGACUGAACAGGGCCCUGCUGGAUCUCACCGAAGAACAGCCUGCUGAUGUAGUAAUGACACUCCUGUGUGUGGCCCCAUCCUGUGACAGAGCUGCUUUCACCAUGUGGAAGAGCAUCAUGUGCUCGCCCAGGACUGCCGAGCCAGUGCAGCUGAUGCUCCUCGAUGUGCUGGGGAGUUGGCCAGAGCACAGCACGUUCACCUCUGAUGGGGACAAAACGGGUGUCUUUGUCCUGGCUGCAACUGUGGUGAUGUGGAAGAUCCUCCAGGUGCCCUGUGUCCCACAGAUGGUGACGGUGUAUUUCCCCCACCUACUUGUGCAUCUGCUCUUCCAAGUGUUCUUCAGCACUCUGGAUAUGCCAGAGGAGGUCGAUACCUUCUGGAAGGGAUGCCAGCAGCAAUACGGCCUUGCCACCAGCCCCAACAGGUUUGCAGUGCGGACCCUGAAGUCCCUGCUCUGCCAAAUGGAGCACGAGGAUGUGGUGCUGGCAAUGGAACGCAAGCGUGGCUGGGACACGCUGCUGUGUGCUGACACCCACCACUAUGCCGUGGGUCUGCUGGCCAGGGAGAUAUCCCGUGUCUCCAUCCCCUUGUGCUCCCGGAUCGCUCGCUACCUGCUCCAGCUGCUCAGCACACUGGAGCCACGCUGGGAGCUGCCCGCCCUGGCCUUCCUUGUGGAGGUCCUCGAGUGCCUGAACUUGAGUGGAGGCAGUGCUAACAGAGUCCUGCAAAUCUUGUCAAGGCACCUGCACAGCAAGUGCAGGGACAGGCGUCGCCUGGCGCUCAGGGCCCUUCUCAAGCUCAUUGACAAUCCCUCGAUGGUGAGAAGGGGGCAGCGGCUGAGGCUGCGCUCGGGAAUGCAGUCGCUUGGGCUUUGCUGGGCUUUAGGCACUGGGGCAGCUGCUCCCAGCUCUCCUGCCUCCUGCUUCAGCUGCCCAAGUGCUCCGCAACAGCCCUUUGGCCUCUAGGCCCUGCGGCAGCAGGAUGGCGUUUCACAAACUUGUGUUCC